Molecule: messenger RNA, 3645 nt
Organism: Nothobranchius furzeri (turquoise killifish)
Lineage: Eukaryota; Metazoa; Chordata; Actinopteri; Cyprinodontiformes; Nothobranchiidae
Product: splicing factor U2AF 65 kDa subunit
Biological process (GO): mRNA processing
Cellular component (GO): nuclear speck; U2AF complex; commitment complex
Molecular function (GO): poly-pyrimidine tract binding; pre-mRNA 3'-splice site binding
Source: RefSeq, a predicted model, not a curated record
UUUAGCAAGCAUCAACUUCCGGUGUCAGGGGCUACUUGCUUAAGGGAGCAAAAGAAGCGGGCGUACCGAAAUCUUUGUUGAUUCAUGGACUCUUAGAUUUCUUGAUAGCGUAUAUUUUUGGUUUAUAGAGUUAUGCAAGUGCUCCUCGUGGGCUAGUGGUCCUCUUGGAUUUGCAUCUUGCUUGGGGGAAACUCAUUAAUUCGGCACUCGUAACGGGCCUUUUCUUCUGGUCUUAGCUAAUGUUAGCAGGCUAGCACGAGCACGUUUUUGUUAAGAUUUUUCUCUUUUACGUUGUAAAAUAUACCACACUGCUAAUUUGUAAACCCCUUUUUAACUUUUGAUAUUUUACUGUCACCAAAGGUGUUACCAGAGGCGAACUAACUAAAGCGGUGUAGGCGAAUAGUAUUGGUAUUUUAAAGUGUUGUUCACCUUGUUGCUAGCUUAAGCUAGCUUCCGCCGACUGAACAACGCAUCCCCUGAAAGCGUAACAGGCUUCAACCCAGUAAUGUCGGACUACGACGAAUUCGAAAGACAGCUAUCUGAAAAUAAACAAGCUGAAAGGGACAAGGAGAACCGUCAUCACCGUCGGUCCUCGUCCCGCAGUCGUAGCAGAGAGAGGAAAAGGAGGAGCAGAGACAGGGACAGACGCAGCAGGGACCGCCGUGGAGACAGUAAGGAGCGGAGACACCGGCGCAGCUCACCAUCCAGCUACCCUCAAGACAACGCUGGAAGCCGUUCUCCUCAGCGUGAGAAGAAGAAGAAGAUAAAGAAGUACUGGGAUGUCCCUCCGCCUGGAUUUGAACACAUCACUCCCAUGCAGUACAAAGCCAUGCAGGCGGCAGGACAAAUUCCAGCCACCGCCCUCCUGCCGACCAUGACCCCAGACGGCCUGGCUGUAACCCCCACCCCCGUACCUGUGGUGGGCAGCCAGAUGACCCGGCAGGCCCGCCGUCUUUAUGUUGGCAACAUCCCCUUUGGUAUCACAGAGGAGUCCAUGAUGGACUUCUUUAACGCUCAGAUGCGUUUAGGUGGUCUUACUCAGGCCCCUGGAAAUCCUGUCCUCGCUGUACAGAUCAACCAGGACAAGAACUUUGCCUUCCUUGAGUUUCGUUCAGUGGAUGAAACGACACAGGCAAUGGCCUUUGAUGGCAUCAUCUUUCAAGGCCAAAGCCUUAAAAUCCGUCGUCCGCACGACUACCAGCCACUGCCCGGCAUGAGCGAGAACCCCAGUGUCUAUGUGCCUGGUACACAGACAAUUAAUGGAGUGGUGUCCACAGUGGUCCCAGACUCGGCUCACAAGCUCUUUAUUGGUGGAUUGCCCAAUUAUCUGAACGAUGACCAGGUGAAGGAGUUGUUGACGUCGUUUGGCCCUCUGAAGGCCUUUAACCUGGUAAAAGACAGUGCCACAGGCCUAUCUAAAGGAUAUGCCUUCUGUGAAUACGUUGAUGUCAACCUGAACGAUCAGGCUAUCGCUGGACUGAACGGCAUGCAGCUCGGAGACAAGAAGCUCCUGGUGCAGAGGGCUAGCGUGGGAUCCAAGAACGCCACUCUGACAACUAUAAACCAGACCCCGGUGACGCUGCAGGUGCCGGGUUUGAACAGCUCCGUCACUCAGAUGGGUGGCCUGCCCACUGAGGUGCUGUGCCUGAUGAACAUGGUGGCCCCCGAGGAGCUCCUGGACGAUGAAGAAUAUGAGGAGAUUGUGGAAGACGUCAGGGAGGAGUGCAGCAAGUACGGCCAAGUGAAAAGCAUCGAGAUCCCUCGUCCGGUGGACGGCCUGGACAUACCUGGGACGGGCAAGAUUUUUGUGGAGUUCACUUCAGUUUUUGAUGCCCAGAAGGCCAUGCAGGGGCUGACUGGAAGGAAGUUUGCCAACAGGGUGGUGGUAACGAAAUACUGCGAUCCAGAUGCUUAUCACCGCCGGGACUUCUGGUAGAGGGGGGACGAUGAGAGGGAAAGGGGAGGGAGGGGGGAGGGAGGGAGUGUAGCAUGUACUGCCUGUUUCCAAAUAGCCCUCGGAGUGAUUUUGGCUGAGCAGCAUUUCAGGUAGAUCUCGGACUGUUAAUCGUUUGGCGAACGGCUUUGGUGAUGUCCGGUUAAUUAAAGCAGAUCUACGUGACGUGUUGAGCAUUUAGCACCAGUGUGGCAGGGAGGAGGAGAGGAAUGGCGUGUGUUUAUUUUAAAUGUAACACCGGGCUCGGUUUGGGGCGGUAGUCGUGUAGCUGGGUGGGUUGGGAUGUGUAUGAAAUUUGAGAAAUGUGUGUAAUAACGGGGCCGGGGUGGGUCGAGAAUUUUUUUUUUAUACUUUGUGAGACAUGGAUGUUGUUUUUUUGGGUGGGAACAGGGAGCCACGCUUCAAAGGUUUGUAUUUAAAUGGAGUCGACCUGUUUUAAGUACAUUUAGAGAGGAUCUGCAGCACGGAGCUACUGGAAAAUUCUGAUUGAGAAGAGUUGGAAACUAAAAGGAGAUGGUGUGAUGGGCGUUGUUGUUUGAUGAUCCAAUGUAGAUACACAGUAGCUGUAACAUCCACUUUGGUUUUGUCACCAUCACUAGAAAGGUGUGUGGAGACUCCUCGUGUUCUUGCAUCGUGAUCAGACCGCUGUCCCCCCGGCACUGUUGUUGUGCGACUAAUCUGAACGUCAGCUGUUCUGAUUCUGUGUAGCUUCGCCGAUUCUCAGCUGCAAAGUCACCCGGUGUUUAAGCUGCAAAGUCACGAGCUACGCAAAGAUUUUCAGUUGUUCCUUAUUUCUCUUGGUGUAACUUUUCUCACGAGUAUUUUUGAGCAGCUAUAAAAAGAUGAGAACUUUUAGUCCCAGCAGUUUGGCUCUGAUUUAGUCAAAGAUGGAGAAGAAGCAAAAACAAACAUUCAUGUUUGAUGGGAAUAUGUCUCGUUCUAACCAGCAAGCCUUAAUGUUUCUACAUGUCAAAACAACAGAAAUUUGGCUUGCCCCUCUUUCCCUGAUGUCUCUCUCUUCAUUCGUGUCGCUCUCUUGUACUUUAGCCAGCUCUACUUUCUUCUAAGUAAAUUUUGGGUGUGAGAUGUUUUGAAUCCAGUUCUUUUUGUGCAACAUUUCACCUCUUUUACACGACCAAAUAAACACGUGAGCAGAACGAAACCAAAUUUACCCAUUCUAUUUACAAUGAUUAAGGUAAAUAAUACAUUUAGCAGUUUAUUCAUCCACCUUGUAUAGGUAACGGCGAGCUGAACACAACAUGACAUUUUUAGGCUUUGUGGUCAUAAAUCGACCUGGUUUCACUGUUCUCUACAGUCGGAUGUUGCAACGCUCCCUGUGUGCUAAAACAGCAUAUCUGUCAUCUCCCCAUUUCAUCUUAACGUUAUUCUUUAAGGACCAUACGACCAACUGUUAGGCUGGAGACUAUGCUUUCAUGUGAUACUUACGGUUCCUCUAGAUGGCGCUGCAGAUCGUGUCAGAAAUAACACUUUUGAAAUGUUUCUCCUCACUUUCUGAAAAUCUUUUAUUUCAGUGUCUGUGUCAUUUAAUUUUCUUUUUUUUCCCCUUCUGGUAAAAAAAAAUGUGAUUUCUUAAAUGAUUUAAACCUUAAAGCCACAUCUAGUUUAUACAAGCAGUCCUUUGUUUGUCCAGUAUGUUUUCAAAAAAUUCAAUAAAAACUGAAUUUACAUGA